UAGCUGAAGGUGCUCGGACAUGGGACUUUAGUUUUGGAGGCGGUCAUUCCUCUUAAACUGAAGAGAUUUAGUGUCUGUUUUCACGAAGCUGAGCUGUGUCUGGGCAGUUUUCACUGCGUCUGCAGUAACUGCGUCUUUCACAGAAUGCGGUUUCAUUCUUCGAAGUUUGUCGCAACGAACUGGAAACCCGCGAUUAAAAAGUGAGACUCCUAAAAUGAGAUACUGAUCCGUGGGAAAGUUUCAGAUGCGCGUUUUAGAGAAACUAUUUCGAUAGCUUUAGUUUUAACGCCGAAUCCACGGUUAAAGACUUACUAUGGAUUACGUGCUCCGGAAAAGUCUCUUUAACCACUGUCUGAAAAUCUCCAAGAGCUACGAAGCGCGCGAGCGAGGUCUUUGGCUGCAAAAGCGCAGAAACAAAACAUCUGCGCCAAAAAACUUCAGCGAUUACGAGAGCAUGAGACGGAUUUACAACAUACGAGUUCCUCAGCGGUUUAAUUUUGCCAAGGACGUGCUGGAGCAGUGGGAGACGAAAGAAAAGAGCGGACAGAGGUCGUCUCUUCCAGCUCUGUGGUGGGUGAAUGACGGCGGGGAGGAGGUCCGGUGGAGUUUCGAGGAAUUGGGCUUUCACUCCAGAAAGCUUGCAAAUGUUCUGCAUCAGGUGUGCCGCUUGGAAAGAGGGGAUCGCGUGUUCCUCAUCUUACCCCGAGUCCCCGAGUGGUGGCUGGUUAAUGUGGCAUGUCUCCGAACCGGGACGGUUCUGAUCCCCGGCACGUCUCAGCUCACUGCUCGAGAUAUGCGCCACCGGCUGCAGGCGUCUGGGGCCAAGUGUGUGAUCACGGAUGAAUCUUUGGCCCCGCUGGUGGACACAGUAUCCUCAGACUGCCCUUCCGUCUCCACCAAGCUUCUGCUGUCCCGCAGAGCCAUGCACGGCUGGGGCGACCUGACCGAACUUAUGGGAAAAGUGUCAGAUGAUCACGUCUGCGUGGACACCAGGAGUGAGGAGGCCAUGACUAUCUUCUUCACCAGCGGCACAACCGGCUCUCCAAAAAUGACCCAACACAGCCACUGUAGUUACGGUCUGGGGCUCACGGUGAACGGCAGGUACUGGCUGGAUCUGACCGAGCAGGAUGUGUUUUGGAACACGUCAGACACAGGCUGGGCUAAGUCCGCGUGGAGCAGCGUGUUUGCUCCGUGGAUCCAGGGAGCGUGUGUGUUUGUUCACCACAUGCCACGUUUUGAUACAAAUACAGUCCUCAAGACUCUGAGCAGCUAUCCCAUCACCACCUUCUGCACGGCCCCGACAGCCUAUCGAAUGCUUGUACAGGACGACAUAUCCAGGUUUACGUUCAGGGCUCUUGAGCACUGUUUGUGUGCAGGAGAGCCCAUUAACCCGGAGGUGAUGUGGAAAUGGAAAGAACUCACUGGACUGGACAUCUAUGAGGGAUACGGACAGACUGAGACAGUUUUAAUAGCAGGCACAUUCAAAGGCAUGAAGAUCAAACCAGGGUCUUUUGGAAAGGCAUCACCGGGAUAUGAUGUUCAGGUGGUGGAUGAAGAUGGUUCUGUUGUUCCACAAGGACAAGAGGGAGACCUCGGCAUCAGAGUCAAACCAGACAGACCCUUCUCUCUUUUUACAGAGUAUACAGGGGAGCCGGAGCGCACGGCCGAAUGUUUCCGAGGUGAUUUCUACCUGACGGGUGACAGGGGGGUGAUGGACCAUGAAGGAUACCUGUGGUUCGUGGGCAGAGCUGAUGAUGUCAUCCUGUCCGCAGGGUACCGAAUCGGUCCAUUUGAGGUGGAAAACGCGUUGAUAGAGCAUCCAGCUGUAGCAGAAUCUGCUGUGAUCAGCAGCCCUGAUCCGGUUCGAGGAGAGGUCGUGAAAGCUGUUGUUGUGCUGACAGCAGAUUAUAAAUCACGAGACCAUAAGAAACUGAUCCAGGAACUGCAAUCACAUGUGAAGAGUGUGACGGCUCCUUAUAAAUACCCACGCAAGAUUGAGUUCGUGGAUCAUCUUCCCAAGACGGUAAGCGGGAAAAUCAGGCGAGUGGAGUUAAGAAAGAAGGAAUGGGGACAGCAAACAAGCUAAAUCUGGAUAUGAGAAACAUUUCUGUACAAAUCACACUGAACCCUUUAAAUGCACCACAUUGAAAGAGCGAUGAAUGGAUCUACAGACUACAGCAGGAUUUCAGCUCGCCUGCAGAUGGAAGCAUUUCACAACAAUCAAGUUGCAGAACUCAUUUCUAAUGUUACCCCUCAUCUUUAAUUAUGUUUAAGUAGAGUAACUCAAAAUUCAAAUGCAUUUUAUUCUUUUCGUUUUAUAUUGUACAUCACAUCCUGCACAUGUGAAACCUACGUGAAUCAAAAUAAUAAUCGUUUAUGUAUCGGAUAACCUAUUUUUGAGAAAUUAAUAAAAGCAUUUUUGGGUGACUAAAUGUUAGAUGAACCUUGCCUAUAAUCUCUUCCCAACACAGAAUG
Molecule: messenger RNA, 2475 nt
Organism: Puntigrus tetrazona (Sumatra barb)
Lineage: Eukaryota; Metazoa; Chordata; Actinopteri; Cypriniformes; Cyprinidae
Gene: acsm3
Product: acyl-CoA synthetase medium chain family member 3
Exons: 13
Coding region: 314-2086 (590 amino acids)
Biological process (GO): acyl-CoA metabolic process; fatty acid biosynthetic process
Cellular component (GO): mitochondrial matrix
Molecular function (GO): fatty-acyl-CoA synthase activity; fatty acid ligase activity
Source: RefSeq, a predicted model, not a curated record